This is a messenger RNA of Gryllus bimaculatus (two-spotted cricket), 413 nucleotides long. The record is from the annotation of a GenBank genome assembly. Lineage: Eukaryota; Metazoa; Arthropoda; Insecta; Orthoptera; Gryllidae.
UGCACAGAUCGCGACUGCGGUGGCUUACGUGUAGGCGAAGGCUUUGAAGCCCUGCUUGCGAAGGCCCUGCACGGUCUCUUCGUUGCUCUUGGCGUUGAUGUCCCAGCUGACGAUCGUGGCGCCGAGGUCGGCAAACUGCUGGGCCAGUUCGCGCCCAAUGCCAUGGCCGGCGCCGAUGAACCUCGUCUGAAGGUCUAUGACAUUAUGGGAGACGGUUAUAUGAUCAAGGAAACUAUGUACAACCUGAUGCACAAGGCGCUGGUGAAGAGUCCGGGAGACGAGGAUGUGGAGGAGGGGGUGCGGAAACACCUAUAGACAGGAAUUUUAAUGAGGACCUGCCACCCGUACGUUGUCCCUCCUGCCCGCUUGGAAGUCGCACAGCUAGCUGCACGUCCGGCGCUGAAACGGCAUCC